UGUACAGAUACGUCCAACCUAGUAAACUACAACUCCCAGGUUGCACUCUGAGACUGUUUUCAUCGAUUUGUUUUUCAACCUCGGUGUGUUAGUUAUAGUCACACGUAGUUUGUAUUCUAAAUGGUCAUCAUUUACUAGUUUUAAAUUGACGAGUCGCGUAUAAUGGCCGAGGGCAGUGGUAAUGUAGUAAACCUUACGCCCGGAGACCCACAGCUCAUAGGCCUCAUUGUUGACCAUCUCAAGAGCCGUGGCCUGUUUGACGAGUUCCGCAGAGAUUGUCUAGCUGAUGUUGAUACAAAACCAGCUUAUCAGAAUCUCAGGCAAAAGGUUGAUAACUUUGUGUCCACACACCUGGACAAUCAGGAGUGGAACCCGAACAUUAACAAGAACCAAGUGCGCAAUGGACUGAGGCAGAGUGUCAUCCAGUCAGGCAUGCUUGAAGCUGGAGUGGACAGAAUCAUUACUCAGGUGGUGGAUCCCAAACUUAAUCACAUUUUCAGGCCCCACAUAGAGAACGCCAUUCAUGAUUUCUUGGCUGCUGAGAAGAAGGAGGAGGCAGUGCCAACGCCAAAUGCAGAGCCUGAGAAACAGGAGCCUCUCCCCACCGCUCCGAGUACACCAUGAGGUCAGGCACCUCCACGAUUCAGAAGCGACACCAAAGAGAUGAUGCUGUAACAUGUUGGAGUUGCAUCUUUUCUGCAGUUGUCAUUUCUGAUAACCCAAAGCACUAGCCGCUGUCUAUUAGACAGUAGACAGUCGUGUCUAUGCAAUUUAUGGAGAAGAGCAACUGAUGUUAAAGGUGCACUAAAAUUAACAAGAAAAAAUUCAAUAGCCUGUAAACUAAUGUUUGAUAUGUUAAACAGGGUUUUUGUGACUGAUAAAACAGUUAUGAAAGACAGUGAAAAAAGCACAGUACAUUUUUAAAAAGUUAUUUUAUUAUAGCUUAGAAAGCCUGUGCUAUCAAGCAUUUUUGCAAAUGUUUAAAGGGUUUACUCAAACUUUCUAACAUAAUUUGUUGCUGCUACUUGGACAAUUGCACUUAACUUUAAUACUGCCCCUCAAUUGGAAAAAUAUAAUACAGUAGCCAAAUGGUUAUGCAGUGGCCUUAAAUGUAUAAGAGUCUGGCCAGCUGUGUGUGUGUGUUUGUUUUUUCUUUUCCUUUGUUUUUUUAAUACCUUUGGUGUUACGGGAUUUGUUUUGUAGAAAUCCUUUUUUUUUCAGUUUAUAAAAUUUGAAUACGUCUAGGAAA
Polyodon spathula (Mississippi paddlefish) is the source of this 1249-nucleotide messenger RNA. Its product is annotated as biorientation of chromosomes in cell division protein 1-like. The record is from RefSeq and is a predicted model, not a curated record. The coding region runs from base 163 to 624 and encodes 153 amino acids. The transcript has 4 exons. NCBI's taxonomy places the organism in Eukaryota, Metazoa, Chordata, Actinopteri, Acipenseriformes, Polyodontidae.